ACAUUGGUCAUUCGAAGUAUGGCAAACCGAAAUCAAAAUGUUCAUUAUUUGUGCAAUUUUGUUAUCAGUUACAUUACAAUAUAAUGUAUAUUCUAGGGAGUUAGGUCAAAGGCGUCUGUACUCUCUGGAGGAGGCUCCAACACUUUUCGAACAGUUUAUAAAAGAUUACAAUAAAGAGUAUGAUGAGAGCGAGAAGGAAGAAAGGUUUAAAAUAUUUGUGAACAAUUUAAAGGAUAUUAACGCUAUGAACGAGAGGAGUUCGAAUGCUGUUUACGGUAUCAAUAAGUUUUCGGAUCUGAGCAAAGAAGAAUUCAUAAAAUAUUAUACUGGUCUGAAACAAGACAGCUGUCCAUCGAAUGAGCAUCAUAAAAGUACUGAUUUGCCAAAAUCAUUUAAUAUUACUGCACCGGAUCAAUUUGAUUGGCGAAAGAAAGGAGUUGUCAGCAGCGUAAAGUUUCAAGGACAUUGUGGUUCAUGCUGGGCAUUUAGUGUGGCUGGUAAUGUUGAAAGUAUACAUGCUAUAAAGACUGGUAAGCUCAUAGACGUGUCUGAGCAACAACUACUGGACUGUGAUAAAAAUGAUUCGGGAUGUUCAGGAGGACUCCCAUGGAAUGCCAUGAGAUAUUUCGUCGCUAAUGGUGCAAUGUCUUUGAAGUCUUAUCCUUACGUUGCUAAAGAAGGAAAAUGCCGUUAUGAUAGCAGUAAAGUUGAAAUAAGAUUAAAGGAAUAUAAACACAUAGAAAAACUAUCGGAAGACCAAAUUAAGGAACAUCUUUACAAUAUCGGACCGUUGAGUAUAGGUAUAACGUCAUCACCACUUGCAUCGUAUAAUGGGGGAAUUCUUAUUGAAGAGUGUCAUAGAAGUUAUCUAAUCAAUCACGCUGUUCUUUUGGUAGGAUACGGAAAAGAAAACGGCGUUAAAUACUGGAUCGUCAAGAAUUCCUGGGGUCAGAAUUGGGGGGAAAAUGGUUAUUUUAGAAUGAAGAUGGGAGUGAAUUGCUUAUUGGUAACUGAAUGCGGAAUUACAACAGCUGUUAUAUAGAAAAAGAAAAAAGUGUUGAAUGUUUACAAUAAAUUAUUGCUUGAGCCUUUCUUUAUCCACGAACAUAAUUUCUAAUUGGAGUGUGAAAAAUAGAUCAACAUAUAAAA
Molecule: messenger RNA, 1149 nt
Organism: Danaus plexippus (monarch butterfly)
Lineage: Eukaryota; Metazoa; Arthropoda; Insecta; Lepidoptera; Nymphalidae
Exons: 6
Coding region: 38-1042 (334 amino acids)
Cellular component (GO): lysosome
Molecular function (GO): cysteine-type endopeptidase activity
Source: RefSeq, a predicted model, not a curated record